CCAGCAAGAAUCGGGAUCAGGCCUGUGUCAGCCCGAGGAACCUUCGCUGACACCACAUCGAUUUUAGGUGCUUACACGGGUCGAAGUCAGCACCUCUAGCUUUUUGUGCGUUUGUAAACGUCUCUAGUCACCCCUAUAAUGAUUUGAAUAUCCACAAACUCUAUCUGUAUCCGCUGCUAGAAUCGGACACUUGCAAGGCCACGAAAGGUACAGGUGGCCUGGACAACGCCCCCUUUCUGAUCUCCAGACGACUGACCUUAUUUUAUGUUCGGCAGACACAAGUACCUCGCUUCAACAGUAAAGAUCUUCAGAUACUAAAGUUUCUCAAGAUGAGGAAGAGAGGGAAGAGGCUCGUACUCCCCCUGCUGCUGGUUCUGGCCAUCUCCAUGUAUCUGAUGGGGACCGGCUCCAGGAAGGACGCUCCGUCGGAAAGUGGACAUCGUGUCAUCGAGGAGUCCAUAGCCCUGCCGACUGAAGACCUUCAGGAAGCCUUCCGCGCAGCAGCAGACAAAAACGCCCCACUUUACGGAUACGAUAAGGACAAGGGGCAGCUGGAGCUCAUUGCGAAUAAGAGACAUUCGAGAGAUAUUCUAUCGACCGAUGAAUUGCUAGAUCCAGAAAUACUGUCUGACACGAUGGCAAACGGCGCAGAAGAGGAAGGUCAAGUAACUGGGGAAGUCCCAAAUCAAGACUUAUCGCUGCCUGAUGACCUGAAUGAGGCCCUGCGAGCUGCAGCAGCAGAAGACGCUUCGCCGUACAACCAACAGGCGCUCCGGGCAGCACAACCUGAUGACGUUUCGUCGUACAUCCAACAGGCGCUCCAGGCAGCACAACCUGAUGACGUUUCGUCGUACAUCCAACAGGCGCUCCAGGCGGCACAACCUGAUGACACUUACGUCAUGGAUAAACGCUUCUUACCGGCUAUUGCUGGGCUCGCUGGGAAGCUUAUGUCAAGUGGGAACAAGUUCGAUGUUGCCAAGCUGACGGAUACCAUAAAGAAACUGGGUUCUAUGAAAAACAUGGCUCCAGACAUCAUGGCGAAAAGUGUGGAAAAAGAGGCAGAGGUGGCGGGAGCAAUAGAGAAAAGUGCCAUGCAGUCAGUAAUAGACGGCGUGCUCGGUUCAGCUGUAAAGAAAGGAGUUGGUGGAGCUGCACCUGCCAAAGGUGCUGCACCUGCCAAAGCACCUGUGCCUAAUGGACCCGGAUUCGCAAAAGAGAUAAAGGCUGAAAUAAGUCUCUCGGAGGACAAGGGCAUGAUACAGGACGACAUGUUUGCUCCACCGGGAAUGCACAUGAAAGUGGACGUUGAACAGGGCGGCAAAAAGAAACCAGAAGCUGACAGCAGUUCUCAGCCUCCUGCGUUUGCCUUCCCCAUCGGAAUGGGCGCUGCUCUGAUGAACGGCUGCUUUGGGAAAGGAUACGGACCCGGAGACCCGUGCUAUAACGUCAAGACUGUCAUACCGCGCUGCUAUGCCAUGAUGGAGGGGUGCACCUACAUCGGGGUCGGCUUCGAUGGUCGCGGGGACUACAGCAGCGCGUCGAGAAAGAAGAAUCUCGUGCAGCGGUUCUGUAAGAACAAAAGAAAGUAUCAAGAUGGGGAUGUUCCAGAUACCAUGAACGUUCAGGGCAUCUACGACACGAAAGUUUCCUCCUUCGUCUUCGAGUCAAAAUCAGCCUACCGUCGCUCCCUUCAGAUGAAAGCUGGGAUGUCUUUCUCUGGAUGGGGAUUUCAGGGUGCUAUAGAUGCGGCGUACGGUUCGAAGUCGUCUUCCCAGAGGCAAAUGAUUAUGUCCCUUAUAGAGUGUAAUGUUGUCAGGUAUGAAAUCUUCCUCGAUGAUGUUCGACCGGAUACCCUGAGCCUAGAUUUUCUGAGAGACUUUCUGGACCUACCUGAGUCUUUUAAAACAGGAAAACAAAAAAAACAACUGCAGAAAUUCAUCAUCCGCUAUGGAACACAUUACAUCAAGUCAGCAAAGUUCGGCGGAUCCUUCAGGGUGUUCAAGACCCAGGAGGCCUCCAAGACCCAAAGUCUCACGGAGUUUUCCGUAGAGGCACAGGCCUCUUAUAGUGGAAUGUUCUCGGCCGGAGCUUCCUUCGGAAUGAAGGGAUCCAGUGAGAGCGCCCAAUCUUCCAAGACGGCCAGCACUCGCGUGACCGCAGAAGGAGGUCACCAGGAAGUCGCGGCCGUCGUAGCGGAUUUCUACACAACCGGCUUCAAAGACACCUUCAGCCAAUGGCUGAAGACCAUCCCUACAUACCCAAAACCUGUCGAGAUGUUCAUGGGCACCAUUACGGAGCUGCUGAACUUGAACUUCAAACUCAUGUUUCCGUUCGACGUUAAGGAUGUUGCAAAAGGCUGCUUUAGCGGGGGACUGAAAACUGAAAGCGAAACUGGGAAGAAGUAUUACGAGACUUCCAAGCUUGUGAACGACACCGACGGAGUCAUGCAGACUAUCAAGGAAAAACGGUAUUGUGAGUUUACAGAAGCGGAGAAAUUCCAGGAAGCAAUGGACAGGAAGCGCCUUGCACUGGAAAGGGCAACAACUGUUUACAUGGAAGAGGGCCCUGUCCCGGCCAAUGACUUCAGUCUGGAGGGUGGACCACCCGGAUGCCAAUCUGACGAUUUACUUCUGAAUGGGGUCAAAGCUGGAGUUGCACACCCCCCAUGGCAAGAGCUGAUCGACGGAAACAAAUACAAGAUCAUCUUUGAUCUUCCUCAUGACAUCGGCGAAAACAUCAAAAAGACCGCAGCGGCCUUCCUAGUUUUUGCAAACGACAGGUGGAACUGUCACUUACCAGGAACCCGCGUUCACGCGUUUAACAGUCAUUUCAACGGAGGGAGUGGUGACACUAAAAAUAAAAGGGUCUCCUGUUUUGGCUUUGUGAUGACGUAUAACGAAGUUACUGGCCAGUUUUCAGUGACAGCCGAAAACCUAGAAGCCUCCAAAAAGAGUCUAGGGGAACUAACUGGUCUGAAGACAAACACGAUCGUCGGCCGGGCUGAGUAUGUCAGCCUGUUAGAGCAUUCAAGACAAGACAGUGAAGCUUUGGCGAGUAUUGUUCAAGCACCCUGUAGCGUGAAGUGGUCCAACUCCUACCAGAUAGAUCCUAAAGUGGAGACGGGACAGUGUCUCUACUUUGUCGGGAUAUCAGCAGGCGACAUUUUCGUGGUGUUCUCUGCCAUUCCGAAGAUCCAGAGAACCUGGUUCCAUCUUCAGAUCGGCCUGAAAGGCGUGGCACUCUAUAAGGGUAUGAAGCUGGUAAAAUAUGAAGGAGCGAAGGCUGCUCGGGGUCUUGGUGCCUCCAACCUGUUCCAGCCGUACUUUAUUUGCAUCGAUGAGGAAAGCACAAGAACCUUCAUCAAGUAUGGAAUCGGAUCUGACACAUCCGAAAAAGGCAAGGCCUACCUGGUCUACAAUGAUUACAAUCCACCAUUAGGCAUUCGGUACUACUCGUUUGGCAGUGGGGAAGCCAACGUAGAGAUCAUGGACGCGCGAGUCAUCGAAGGAAGUGAAGCAGGAUCCAAAGAAUGUAUAGGAGGGACCAAGCUGGAGGACGGCAAAUGUGUGCAAGAUUGCCACCCAGAGUGUGAUGGAUGCAAUCCAAAAACACCUGGUUCGAAGCUUGAUACAGAGUGUCGCCGUUGCAAGCACUUCACAAUUGACAUGGGAGAUGGCACAAACCAAUGCGUUCCAGAGGGUGGAUGUCCGAAAUUUCUCAACGUUGACACCGCUAACAAGUCAUGCUCGUGUCCGGCUAACAGUAGAAUGAGCUCCGACAGAAAAUCAUGCAUAUGUAACAUUAUUGAAGUCGACCAUGAAGGCAAAACCAUCUGUGUCUCUAAAUGCCCCGACCUGAAAAAACCAAAUUUAGAAAGCCCACCAACAUGUGUGUGCAAGCUCUCUAGAAAUGGAGUGUGCGUUAAAAAAUGCCCUCCUAACGCCGUUCAACAAGGAGACAAAUGCAGCACAAACUGUCAGAUGGGAAGAGGAGCAUCUUACAGGGGGACAGUCUCUGUUACCAAAUCAGGGAUACCGUGUCAAAUGUGGGGAAGCCAGUUUCCACAUCAACACUCCACAACGCCAAGUAAGUUCCCCGAAGCUGGACUGGUGGGUGCCUUCUGUCGGAAUCCUAACGGCGCGGUUGGAGUUUUUUGUUACACCCUGGAUCCCAGAAAAGAACAGGAACUCUGCGACGUACCGCAAUGUGAAUGUCAGACUGAGAAUGGGUUUUUAUACCGAGGAAAAGUCGCUGAAACCGAAACAGGGAAGACAUGUCAACGCUGGGACAGCCAGACACCGCAUAAACACAGCUUGACCCAAGAUGAUCAACGGUUGUUUGGACUGGACAAUAACUACUGUCGGAAUCCAAACGGGGACAAGAAGAAAGUUUGGUGUUACACCACUGAUCCCAAUAAGGAAUGGGAACAUUGCGCCGUACCAGAAUGUGAGGAAGGCCCACCAGGAUCAGGUUCUUCAAAUGAUCGAAAAACUUGCCUGGAAGGAAAAGGAGAAUCUUAUCGAGGAUAUGUUGCUGUGACCAAAGAAGGCUGGGCGUGUCAACGCUGGGAUAGUCAGAUACCACAUCGACAUGAGUUGACGCCCGAAAACUUUCCUGAUGCCGGACUGGAGGAAAACUACUGCCGGAAGCCAGUGGAUCUUGAUUUCAUACGCGGUCCUUUUUGUAUCACAACUGACCCCAACCGGCCGGUGGACCAUUGCAGCAUACCACCCUGCAAGGAAGGCUCACCAGGAUCAGGUUCUUCAAAUGAAGCAAAGACGUCGCUGUCCUCGUUUGACCAUUACGACAAAAAAGGGCUACCAGGCCACAACGAUGAAGAGAUAGCAGGCAUAAGCGUGGAAGAGUGCGCCAAACGGUGUUUAGCUGGAACAUCUCUUGUUCCUGCUGGAUCCUGUCUGUCGUUUGAUUAUGACACCAAGUACAGUGCCUGUAUGCUGAGUAAGGCCAGUAAGGACACACCUGGAGCAAAAUUGGCUGAUAGCAACCCACCGGAGCGAUAUGACUACUACCACAGAAGAGAUUGCAAGGAGGGAAACGGAGCAUCGUACCGAGGACACAAGGCUGUGACCAAGUCAGGCAAGACGUGCCAACGCUGGGACAGUCAGACUCCGCACAAACACACUAAAACGACUGCCAAAUAUCCGAGUUCUGGACUGGAGGAAAACUUUUGCCGGAAUCCAUCCUCCAGUAGUGGUCCUUGGUGCUACACCACUGACCCCAAAGAACGGUGGGAAUUAUGCGACAUUCCAGAUUGUUGAGCCAUAAUUAUCGUAUUAACGUUAACGAAACAUUGCGAUUUUAUAUUUUAUGAAAAGAGAAAUCUUUGGACGACAUCCACACGAAACUCCCAGUAGUUACCGGGAUAUGCCCCCGGUACAAGAGAAUACACCCCAUCUCAAUCAGCACACUUAAGAAAGUCUAACUUUAAGGUGAUAACAAUUUUAAACUGCUGGAAGAGUUCUGCCAUGCAAACUUGAGCAGAAGUGCUGAAGGAAACCAGACAACCUUGAAAAAGCCAUAGCCUCCGACAUCAUUUUUUUAGCUAAAAGUUUUUACAACGAUAAUUUGCUAGCGCUGUCAAUUAUAUUUACCAUAAGUACGAUAUUAAGUACUUCGUAAUAAGCGAAAUAAUAAAUUGCUGGUGUACUGAACUAGAUUAUUUACGAUGCUAUCAUGCUACGGUGCAAUGUUGGUGUAUUUACGUAUGUUAUGCCGUUUAAUAAGUGAACGGUUUUAUCAAGCACUGUUGCUAAUAUUGUUUAGUGCAUAAUGCCACAAGUGUAGCAUUAUUACACAUGUAAGUUAACUGUUGUUUUAUAAGUGACAUUUUUGUUUACUUUUCUUACGUUCAUUUAUAUAAUUUGGUUUAGUUGAGGAACACUGUUGUAUGGUUAUUGAAAAUUCAGUGUUGAUGUUUUUGUAUAAGAUUCUUUUUGUACUAUGCUAAGUAUGGUGUAGGAAAUAGAUUGUCAAACUACUUUAAAACUAUGAAACAACAGUAUUUAAGAGAACAAAAAGUAUGUCUACUACAUCUAACUUUACAUAUUAAAAAUUACUUCAUUUGUCAUUAAAGUAGCAAUACUGCUGUGUAGAAUUUUUAUUGAUUUUAUUGUGAUUUUUAUCAUUGGAAAUCAUUUUAAAACUUAACGAUAGCUUGCUAUUUGAUACGUUAAAGAUAUGCCUGCUUUAUUUGGUGUUCAGUUUACGGUGGGACAGUAACGUUAGAAUGCUGGUCUGUUUUCUGUCACGAUGUCAUUUAACAGAAUAAAUUUAUGGUUGUUGGUCCAUCA
This is a messenger RNA of Branchiostoma floridae (Florida lancelet), 6311 nucleotides long. RefSeq lists its product as uncharacterized. The coding region runs from base 330 to 5279 and encodes 1649 amino acids. The record is from RefSeq and is a predicted model, not a curated record. NCBI's taxonomy places the organism in Eukaryota, Metazoa, Chordata, Leptocardii, Amphioxiformes, Branchiostomatidae. The transcript has 35 exons.